AUGGAAUCGCCUUUUCAACUAUUACCACAUACCAACAAACAUCAACAAGUCACUUCGUUUUCUGAUUCAGGUCAUACUUUGUCAUGGGGGGCAAGUCAUCCGGAAAUACUCUCAGGUGAAUCACAUGAAGGACCAAUCAAUCCAGCCAGUGAAGACACUCGUACAAUUCUGUCAAACUUGUUUCAAGAGGUUGUGAGUGUUUUUCCCGAUAAGUCAUUACACCUGGGUGGCAGUGUGUAUGACAGACAGUUGUGGCAAGAAGAUGCAGAGAUUCAAGAGUUUAUGAAGCAGAAUGGAUUUGACGAGGACUACAAUAAACUGGAGAACUACUAUUUUGAAAUGCUUGCAGGAAUCAUUGAGAAUAUUGGUGCAAAUGUACAGUCGACUAUCACACCGAUUGUGUGGCAGAGUGUAUUUGAAAAUGGUUAUCGCGGAAACACCAACACUGUCAUACACGUACACAAUGAGUCCGAUUGGCAAAAUCUUGUCAAAUCUAUCACAUCGUCUGGAUACAGAGUUAUAAAUUCAGCCUGUUGGUCGAAUCUGAAUGAAGCUGUUGUCACAGACACAAGGAAGUUUUACGAAUGUGAUAUAUCACAAUUUGAAGGUACCGAUGAAGAAGUUGAAAUGGUGAUUGGUGGAGAAGUCAUCAUCUGGGGAACAUAUGUGGAUGAUGUCAAUCUCUUCAUAGAAUCCUGGCCAAUAAUAGCCGCAGCUGCUGAACGUCUCUGGUAUCAUUACUCACAGGACUUCUCCUAUUUCUCAGACAGACUGAAAGAUUUGCACUGUCGAAUGAGAACAUUCGACUGGAAUGUGAAGCCUUUCAAUGGACCAGGAUACUGUCCGCUAUAUUGGUCACUUCGGAUGGAGACACCAUAAUAUCUUUAAACUGAAAAAUAAAGCCUUCAACCUUGAACUACUGCU
Messenger RNA from Trichobilharzia szidati, 924 nucleotides. The record is from the annotation of a GenBank genome assembly. NCBI's taxonomy places the organism in Eukaryota, Metazoa, Platyhelminthes, Trematoda, Strigeidida, Schistosomatidae.